UGUCGCUCGCGACCGACUAGCAGUAGAGUCCUCGCGGCGCGCGACGCUUUUGCCACGCAUUUCGCGGACCCUUCUCGGUUUCGCGUUCAAACCGCGGCCGUCGCGGAGCGCCGCGUUCCGGGCCGUCUUCCGAACGCGCUCGCCGGCGCUCGGUGUGGGCGUAGCCCGAAAUGCAGCGCUUUUUCUGGCCGUGUUGACAGUUGAAUAAACAAGCAGCAGCCCAGGACUCGCCGUCCACCAAAAGCAAAGGUAUGUGGAGCUGACGGGGCGCUACCCCGACGCUGCCCGCCGCUUCGGCGAACACCCCUCUGAACGAGAGUAGUUAGGGCCGCGGGCCCCUCGCCUCCAAGAUGGCCACACUAUCGCUGAAAAUAAGCAUUGUCGACAAGAAUGUAACGAAGACGAUGAAAUUCGACCCUUCGACUUCCGUCUUUGAUGCUUGCCGCAUCAUACGGGAGAAGAUAUCAGAAGCUAACUUUGGACAGCCUCAGGACUAUGGAAUGUUCCUUGCUGAUGAAGAUGUCAAGAAGGGUGUGUGGCUGGAACCUGGACGUAAUUUAGAGUAUUAUAUUCUUCGUAAUGGGGAUCUCCUUGAGUAUCGAAGAAAAUUGCGUACACUUAGAGUUAGAAUGUUAGAUGGAACACUAAAGACUAUGUUAGUGGAUGAUAGUCAGCCUGUUGCUAAUCUCAUGGUUGUUAUUUGCACAAAAAUUGGUAUCACUAACCAUGAUGAAUACAGUCUUGUUCGAGAAAAUGUGGAGGAAGAUACCGAAAAUCAAUCUAAAUUUGGCACACUAACAUUGAAGAGGAAAAAGGAAGAGAAAGAACGGGAUGCCAAAAUGGAACAACUGCGUAAAAAGUUAAAGACAGAUGAUGAAGUGAACUGGAUUGAUCCUGGUAAAACUUUGAGAGAGCAGGGUAUUGAUGAAAAUGAGGCUGUAUUGCUGCGGCGUAAAUACUUCUUUUCUGAUCAAAAUAUUGAUUCUCGAGACCCUGUUCAGCUGAACCUGCUAUAUGUGCAAGCUCGGGAUGCUAUGCUGGAUGGAACACAUCCUGUUACUCUUGAAAAAGCUUGUGAGUUUGCUGGAAUUCAAUGCCAUAUUCAGUUUGGAGAUCACAAUGAGCAGAAGCACAAACCACCCUUCCUUGAUCUGAAGGAGUUCCUUCCCCAGUCAUACAUAAAAGUAAAGGGUGUGGAGAAGAAAAUAUUUGCUGAGCAUCGGAAGCAUGUAGGGUUAUCAGAACUGGAUGCAAAAGUUGUUUACACAAAGACAGCCCGAGACCUGAAAACCUAUGGUGUUACAUUUUUCUUGGUGAAAGAGAAAAUGAAAGGCAAGAACAAACUAGUGCCUCGUCUCUUGGGUGUAACAAAAGACUCGGUGCUUCGUUUAGAUGAAAAAACCAAAGAAAUUCUUAAGACAUGGCCACUGACAACAGUGCGCCGGUGGGGAGCCUCCCCUAACACAUUCACCUUGGAUUUUGGUGAUUACUCAGAUCAGUAUUACUCCGUGCAGACCACUGAGGCUGAGCAAAUCCAGCAGCUCAUUGCAGGAUACAUCGAUAUCAUUUUGAAGAAAAAGAAGUCAAAAGACCACUUUGGAAUUGAAGGAGAUGAGGGUUCUACCAUGGUUGAAGACAGUGUUUCUCCACUCAAGGCAACUAUCCUUCAACAUGAAAGCAGUAAAAUUGGAAGAGUCAACACAGAGUCAGUGGCCAAACCAGCCAUCAUGCGUGCAGGAGCUGAUGGCGAACGACCCUAUGGAACUGGCCAUAUAGGUGGAGUGCAGUACACGACCACAACUGGCCAAAUCAAUGUAGGCCAUCAAGCAACAACGCUUCAACAAUCACAGGUGACCAAUCUGCUGUCUGAACCGCAGCAAGCAUUGUUAUCUACGAUAAACACUGGACAAGACAUAAUUGUAACAGUGGAGAAGGAGCUCAUUGAAAGCAUUGAGGUUCCAGAACUUGGAUCAGACCCUGCUUCGCUAAAAUGGAAGGAAUCCACCCUCGACACCAACAAGCAAAACGUAAGCUCCCAGAUUGCAGCGAUGAAUGCUGCCACGGCCCAGGUGGUGACGCUGACUGCUGGCCCACCAGAAGAAGUGGACCACACUGCCGUGGGGGCAGCCAUCACCACCAUCACCAGCAACCUGCCGGAGAUGACUCGGGGAGUGAGGAUGAUCGCCGCCCUGAUGGACGACGAGAACUCUGGGGACCGCCUGCUGGACGCAGCCAGGCGCCUGUGCAACGCCUUCAGCGACCUGCUGCGAGCUGCGGAGCCUGAAACAAGAGAGGUAACGCACCAACCGCGCCAGAACCUGCUGAACGCGGCGAGCCGCGUGGGCGAGGCCUCGCACCAGGUGCUGAGCAACAUGGGCGACGAGGACGAGUACGGGCGCGAGGUGCAGGACUUGCUGCUGGGACUGGCCAAGGCCGUGGCCAACACCACCGCGGCCCUCGUCAUCAAGGCCAAGAGCGUGGCCGCCACCUGCCCGGACCAGGGCACGCAGAACCGCGUCAUCGGCGCCGCCACGCAGUGCGCCCUCGCCACGUCCCAGCUGGUGGCCUGCGCCAAGGUGGUGGCGCCCACCGUGUCCUCGCCCGCCUGCCAGCAGCAGCUGCGCGGCGCGGUGCGCGAGGUGGGCCGCUCCGUGGACGGCCUGGUGAGCGUGUGCAACGAGUCCUGCAACGACGAGAGGCUGCUCCGCGACCUGGCGGCCGCCGCCGCCGAGGUGACGCGCACCCUCAACGAGCUGCUGAACCACAUCAAGUCGGGGACGCGGGAGAAGGCGAGGGAGACGAAGGAGGAGGACCACGUGGAGACCAUCUUGGUCACGACGGACAAGCUUGUCAAGUCGCAGGGUGACGCCGCCGAGAUGGUGAAGCAGGCGAAGCUGCUGGGGCAGGCGACGGCGUACCUCAUCCAGUCCAUCAAGGGCGAGGCGGAGCGGCAGCCGGACUCGGAGCUGCAGCGGCGCCUACUGGCCGCGGCCAAGCAGCUGGCCGACGCCACGUCGCGCAUGGUGGAGGCGGCCAGGCAGUGCGCGUCCACGCCGCACGACGGCUCGCGCCAGACGCAGCUGAUCCAGGCCGUGGAGGAGCUGCGCUCGGCCACCAUCACGGCGGCCAGCCCGCAGUACCGCCGCAAGCUCAUCAGCAAGCUGGAGUCCGCGGCCAAGCAGGCGGCGUCCUCGGCCACGCAGUGCAUCGCGUCGUCGCAGAGCGUGGCGCCGCACAACGCCAACAAGGCCUCGCAGGAGGAGCUCAUGAUAGACUGCAAGAUGAUGGCGGGGCUGGUGCCGCGCCUCGUGGAGGGCGUCAAGGGCACCAUGGCGGCGCCGGAGAGCCCCGACCGCCAGCUGGCGCUCAUCAACGCCUCGGAGCAGUUCCUGCAGCCCGGCGGCCGCGUGGUGCAGUCGGCGCGCGCCGUGCUGCCCACCGUGAGCGACCAGGCCUCGGCCAUGCAGCUCAGCAGCAGCUCGCAGUCGCUGGACUCGGCGCUGGGCGACCUCCGCUCCGCCGCGGUCCGCGCCAGGGAGGCGUGCUCCGGCGCGGAGCUGGAGGCGGCGUCCGACCUGAUCCGCUCGCUGCAGGCCGAGCUGCAGGCCUUCCGCCGCGCCUCGGAGCGCGCCGAGCUGCGGCCCCUGCCCGGCGAGACGGCCGAGACGGCCGCGCUGCAGCUGGGCAGCACCAGCAAGAGCGUCAACUUCGCCAUGGCGCAGCUGCUGUCCGCCGCGUCGCAGGGCAACGAGAACUACACCGGGCUCGCCGCCAGGGACACCGCCGCCUCCCUCAAGGACCUGACCAUGGCCGUGCGCGGCGUGGCCGCCACCACCACGGUCCGCGAGACGCAGGAGCGCGUCAUCACCUCCGCGGAGGACGUGAUGCUGCGGUCGCUUCGGCUCGUGGAGGAGGCGCGGCGCUCGCUGCAGAACCAGGACAACGCCGGCAACAUGGCGGCCGUGGCCAAGGACGUGUCCUCCGCGCUCAACGCGUGCGUCGACUCGCUGCCCGGCCAGCGCGACAUCGACUCGGCCAUCAUGUCGAUCCACGACGUGUCGUCGUUCCUCGCCUCGCCCGACCACUUCCCCGCCACCAACAAGUCGUACGGCCAGCUGCAGCAGGAGCUCAACUCGGCCGCCGCGGUGCUCAACGACGCCUCCACCGACGUGGUGCAGUCCAUCCACAGCUCGUCCGAGCUGGCCACGUCCUCGCGCAACUUCGGCGCGGCGUUCGGCGACGUGGUGAACGUCGGCAUGGAGAUGGCCGGCCAGACCAAGGAGACGGAGACGCGCACGCAGAUCAUCUUCUCGCUGCGCAGCGUGUCCACCACCUCGUCCACGCUGCUCGUGACGGCCAAGUCCGUGUCCGCCGACCCCAGCGCGCCCAACUCCAAGAACCAGCUGACGGCGGCGGCGCGCGCCGUCACCGACAGCAUCAACCACCUCGUGGACGUGUGCACCUCGGCGGCGCCCGGCCAGAAGGAGUGCGACAACGCGGUGCGCAAGAUCCAGAGCAUGAAGCCGCUGCUGGACCACCCGUCCGAGCCCGUCAGCGACCUCAGCUACUUCGAGUGCCUGGACGCGUUCAUGGAGAAAUCCAAGGCGCUGGGCGAGGGCAUGACGGGCAUCGCGAACCACGCCAAGCGCUCCGAGCACGAGCAGUUCGGCGAGUCGGUGCGCAACGUGAGCACGCUCAUCUGCGGCCUGGUGGAGGCAUCGGCGCAGGCCGCCUACCUGGUGGCCGUGUCGGACCCCACUAGCGUGGCCGGCAGGCCGGGCAUCGUGGACCAGGCGCAGUUCGCCCGCUCCGCCCAGGCCAUCCACCAGGCGUGCAGCUCGCUCACCAACCCCGCCAGCAGCCAACAGCAGGUGCUGUCGGCCGCCACGGUCAUCGCCAAGCACACCAGCCAGCUGUGCAACGCGUGCCGCAUGGCCUCGCUCAAGACCACCAACCCCGUCGCCAAGAAGCACUUCGUGCAGUCCGCCAAGGACGUGGCCAACUCGACGGCGCUGCUGGUCAAGGACAUCAAGGCCCUCGACGUGGACUACAGCGAGGAGAACAGGAAGUCGUGCCUAAAGGCCACGAGGCCGCUGCUGGACGCCGUGGACAGCUUGUGCACCUACGCCGGCUCGCCCGAGUUUGCCAGCCGGCCCGCCCGCCUGGGCGCCGCGGCCCACGAGGCCCAGGAGCCCAUCCUGGAGGCAGGCCGCGCCAUCGUGGACGGCUCGUGCAACCUCAUCCAGACCGCCAAGGGGCUCGCCGUCAACCCCCGCGACCCGCCCACGUGGCAGCUGCUGGCCAACCACAGCAAGAGCGUGAGUGACUCGAUCAAGAAGUUGGUGUCGUCCAUCAGGGAUAAGGCUCCUGGUCAGAAGGAUUGUGAUGCGGCCAUAGACACCUUGAGCUCACGAAUUAGAGAUCUGGAUCAAACGUCGCUUCUCGCCGUGUCUCAGAGCCUGCCUGCGAGACGCGACAACACGCUGCAGGGUUUCACUGAUCAAAUGGAGAGUUCUGUGAAUGAGAUCUCAGAGAAGCUUGAGCCCUUGAGACAUGCUGCUAAAUAUGAAGCAGAAAAUAUUGGCCAUGCAGUGACUCAACUAGUUCACUACAUUGAGCCCUUGGUAGCUGGGGCAGUGGGUGCUGCCUCUGCUAUGGUUCACUCCAAACAACAAAUGAGGUUGCUUGACCAGACGAAAACAACUGCUGAAUGUGCUUUGCAACUGGUUCACGCAACCAAGGAAGGUGGAGGCAACCCCAAAGCACUGAACAUUCACCCUGAAAUCGAUGAAUCGGCUGAAUCCACAAGGGAUGCUCUUCAGGAUUUGGCUGGCACACUUGAACAGCUUUCUACGCAAGCAGGCAUUGUAACUGGUCUCCUGGAUACAAUCACCCGAGCUAUGACUCGUGUUGCUGACAACCGCACAUCAGUGUCGACCACUACUGAAAUCACCAUCACUGAUAGCUUCGUUGACUACCAGACUCGCAUGGUUUCAUGUGCUAAAGAGAUUGCCCGCAUAGCUCAAGAGAUGGUUUCAAAGUCAGGCAAUGAUCCUGCCCGUCUUGGCCAGCUUGCCGCAGAACUUACUCAUCAAUACUGCAAGCUGGCAGCGGACUCCACUGGAGCGGCUAUGUCAACAACUAAUGCUGAUGUAUCUUCUCGGAUCCGCACCAGUGUGCAAGAACUUGGAAGGUCUUGUCUUGACCUUGUUGCCGCUGGUGGAGCUUGCCAGAUGGCACCCACUGGUGACACAUUUGCUCAGCGUGACGUUGCUGACAGUGCCAGGAAUGUCUCCGAAAAGGUGUCCCAAGUCCUUGCUGCCCUUCAAGCUGGCUCGAGGGGAACCCAAGCUUGCAUCAAUGCUGCUUCCACUGUGUCGGGCAUUAUUGGAGAUUUGGAUACAACAAUCAUGUUUGCGACAGCUGGCACCCUUAAUGCAGAAAGAGAAGACGACACAUUUGCGGACCACAGAGAAAAUAUUCUGAAGACAGCCAAAGCCCUUGUUGAGGACACCAAAACCCUGGUUGCUGGUGCUGCUUCAUCUCAAGAACAGCUAGCUGUUGCAGCCCAGAAUGCUGUUUCUACUAUUGUACAGUUAGCAGAGGUUGUUAAAUUUGGUGCUGCUUCCCUUGGCUCCAACAAUCCAGAGGCACAGGUGAUGCUUAUCAAUGCCGUCAAAGAUGUGGCAUCUGCUCUUGGAGAUCUGAUCCAUGCCACAAAGGCAGCAUCAGGCAAAAGCAUUAACGAUCCCUCCAUGAACCAUUUGAAAGACUCUGCAAAGGUGAUGGUGACAAAUGUAACAUCCCUUUUGAAAACUGUGAAAGCUGUUGAAGAUGAACACACUCGGGGAACUCGUGCAUUGGAAUCUACAAUUGAGGCUAUUGCACAGGAAAUCAGAGCCUUAAACUCUCCAGAGCAAGUCAAAUCUCAUGCUACUCCGGAAGACCUCGUUCGGUGUACCAAACCGAUCACUCUUGCUACUGCCAAAGCUGUUGCUGCUGGAAAUUCAUGCAAACAGGAAGAUAUCAUAAUAGCGGCUAAUGUAGGCCGGAAAGCAAUUUCUGAUAUGCUAACUAUUUGUCGAGGAUGUGCAAACUCAGCAGAAACCGAAGAAUUGCGUAUUCGUACUCUUUCUGCGGGUCAAGACACUGCAGCUCGCUAUCGUGAACUUUUGCAAGCAGUUCUGCAAUCCCUUAAUAGACCAGGUUCAUCUGAAGCCAAACAAGAACUACUGCCCAUUUCGCGGCUCAUCGCCCAGUGUGUCACUAACCUAGUGGCCAUGGCUGAGUUGCUCAAAGGUACUGACUGGGUUGACCCCGAUGACCCCACUGUCAUUGCGGAGAAUGAGUUGCUUGGUGCAGCAGCUUCAAUCGAUGCAGCAGCCAAGAAACUAGCAGCAUUAAGGCCACGACGCUCUAUCCAGGGAGUUCAGGAAGCCGAUGAAAGUAUGAAUUUUGAUGAAAUGAUUCUGGAAGCUGCAAAAUCAAUCGCAGCUGCAACAUCAGCAUUGGUCAAGGCAGCAUCAGCCGCUCAGCGAGAGCUUAUGGACCUUGGCAAAGUGAGCCGAAGGCCUUUGACCAGCUCUGAAGAUGGCCAGUGGUCAGAAGGCCUUAUUUCAGCAGCUCGUCUCGUGGCAGCAGCCACACACAGCCUUGUGGAAUCUGCCAAUGCCUUGGUGCAGGGUCUAGCAUCUGAGGAGAAACUUAUCUCGUCAGCUAAACAAGUUGCAUCUUCUACAGCACAAUUAUUAGUUGCUUGCAAGGUGAAGGCUGACCCUGAUGCAGAAAGCACUAAACGGCUUCAAGCUGCUGGAAAUGCUGUGAAAAGAGCAACUGAUAACCUAGUUAGAGCAGCUCAACAAGCUAUUCAAAAUGAAGAAGAGCGUAGCCUCGUCCUGAACAAGCGAAUGGUCGGUGGAAUUGCUCAAGAAAUCAAUGCAAGGUCGGAAGUGCUGCGUAUUGAAAGACAGCUCGAAGAAGCCAGAGGUCGUUUAACUGCCAUUCGACAAGCAAAGUACAAGAUGAAGGGAGGUGAUGCUAGUGCAUCUGAUGGUGAAACUGAUGGCUAUGGAAGUGGUUAUGAGUCCUUCACGACGAGGUACGACGGCAGAGGUCCCGGGCCGGACGGCCACGGGCCAGGAGGAGCUCCUUCGGGGCCUUCCCCCGGUGCCGGCCAUGGCUACCACCACCAACAACAGCAGCAACAGCAGCAGCAUCAGCCGCACCACUACCACCACUCGGGUGUCAACGGGGACUCCGCUCAGCCCCAGGCCAGGCACGGCGGCGGCAGCAGCUUUGGCCACGGCGCGCCGUCCUGGCAGAGUCCGGCCUACUCUAGUCCAAGCAACGCGGGGGUGGCGCAGUCGGCACAGUCCUACCCGCAGGGGCAGCAUGGCAGCCCGCACUUCACCGCGCAGCGCUCGCCGCCAGGCCUCAGCUCCUUCUCGAGCCACCCGCCCAGCAACAGCUACGCAACCUUGGCCACGCCGCCGCCAGCGGCCCAGAACAGCUUGGGCAGUGGCGUGUACGCCAGCGCGCACUCCACGCCCACCCCUACGGCCACGCCCACCCCAAGCCCGUACAGCCCUAGUCAACCACAGCACUACGGAGGCACCAGCACGUUCAAGAGCCCCGGGUCCGGGUCGCUGGGCUCUCUGGGUACGCCUCUGGCCAGGCCCAGCGCGUUCACUCCGCACGGCCUCGGCCUCGGCUCGGCGCCGCCCGUACCAGCCAGCCCGCAGCUCUACUCGCUGUCUGCGAGCACGAGCCAGGCCGGCAAGUCUGACAAGUCGGCCUCGGCCACGUCCUCGCCGGCAGGGCCGCUCAGCCCCUGCGUGGACGGCCGGCCCGGCCCCUUCGGCAGCUCCGUGUACAAGACGUACUCCUCCAGCAGCACUGUGGACCACUCGCUGCCUCCGCCACCGCCGCCGCCGCCACUGGACUACUCGGGCGCGUCCAGCAUGAGCACCAGCAACUUCUCGACCUUCUCGGAGAGCAACCUGGGGGACUUGGACCGGAACAUGACGUCUAGCUCUUCCAUGAGGGUGGCUGACGAUGGGUCCUUAGUGGAAACCAAGUCGUUGGAGCAGCGAAUGCUAAAACAGUCCAUGACACAGCGCACCGUAGAGAGAAGAACUUUGACCACAUCAUCAUCCUCCAAGACAUACCAACUUGACAACAACUAAUGGAUUAUGUUGUUGUGUUUGUAACAAAGUUUUUCAAAAGUCAAACCACCUGUUCAUCAAUUUUCUUUUCUCCUUUAUAAAGUUGUUAAAUUACAUCCAUGCUUCACACACAUGAAUUGGACCAGGUUGUAGUUGUAGGUUGUACACUUUCUGCAAUGUGGACAUCUGCUCAUCUCAUUCUCAAAUAUUGUUCACAUUUAAGUUCUAAUUUUUUAAAUGGUGCUAAUCACUGUGAUUGUUCCUAAACAUUCAUUGUGUCUCUUAGACUGAUGUAGUCUAAACAAGCUGUUCUUGAUGCUGCUGUGUUGCGGCCACAUCAGUGAUUGCCACUAAGUACUUAACACGUUAAAAAUGGAAAGCCUGCAUCAAUCUCAAUUUGCAUUGGACGUGUCUCUGUAGUACUUAUUCUACUGCAAUGUAUAGAGAGUUCUGCUCAGGAACACUCACUUAAUGGGACCGGAUAUAUUUUAAUCAUUGUUUUUAAUUUGGAAUAAUUUUCAUGUCCAGCCUUUCCUUUUCCUUUCUGUCUUUUCUUUCCUGCCUCCUCUUGUCUUUCCAUCUCUCUACUUGCUUUCUCUGUCUCUCUCAUCUAACUCAUUUCACUUCCUUCUCUAUAGUUUAUGUCUCGUCUUUCUCUCUGGCUCUCUCUUGCUUUUUCUGCCUCUCUCUCUCCAUCUCUCUCUCUCUCUCUAUCUCUCUCUCUUCUCUGUUGUAUCUGUGAUCUUUGACUUUCAUUUUUUUUUCCUACCACUCUCUAUUCUUCUCUCCCUCUCUCUCCCUCUCUGUUUUUCUCUCUCACUCUCUUUUUCUCAUUCACUCUCUUUUUCUCUUCUAUUUAUCUAUCAUCUCUUCUCCAUUACUUUCUUUCUGACCUUUCAAUUAUUUUCCUGUAGUUUGAUUUCUCCUUUUAUCCUAUGUUUUGUUGUGUGUGAAGAAAAUUCUGUAGGUUUUCUGGUCCCAGGUGAACUUCAAUGAGCUAAGUCAUUUAUGACACUUGUUUUCUUAUUUUUAGUAACACUAUGGUCUUCAUUGUAUGUUAAUGACUAUUGACAUAGUUUGUCUUUUUGGUGAUUAAUUAAUCAAUAAUAUACCUGGCAGACCAAUAUGAACGUACCUUUCACGGAUCAAAUAGAAUGGCAUUAUUUCAGCUGCAUAAGUUUACUUAGAAAUUAGAAAGCCUUGCAUCUGUUUUUUUUUUUUUUUAAUUUUUUUUUAUCCUUGUUUCUUAAUUUCUUACUCAUUGUGCCAACAGUUUAUGGUUUUCUCCUUUUUAUUUAUUGACAUAGCAGUUUCACUCUCUGCUUAUGUGUUGCCAUUUACUUUGUGUCAAAGAAAUCAACAUAUCGUUUGUUUUAAUAGAUUUUACUUAUAGUUUAUAACAUUGUUUUCAUUUUAAUUUCUGUUGAUGUAACGCAUCUAUCAUGGCUUAGUUAAGUUCUCUUCACAAUCAUUUCAUGACUAAUGAUAGAAGUUAGUGUGUGAUUUCUUUUUUUGCUCUAUUUUUGUCUCCAUCAUUGUUUAUAGUGGUUGGAGGCAAUUAAAUGCAGUGUUAGCCUCUAGACGGCUAAACCUAGUCCGUUGCAUGCAAAACUUUAGCCACUCUUAGUGUGGUGAAUAAAAGUUACUGCAUAUGCACCUAUCAGUGAAAUCCAUCCUCUUGGGAAGGGGGGUUAAAUUUUCAAAUUUGUGUGUGUGUGUAAUAUUUAGUUAAAAAAGAAAGGCAUUCAGUUCUGUUUUGUAUCUUCUUUUUAAAAAUAUAUUAAUAUAUCUGUUGAAGAGGAACAAAACCGUAGUUCAUUUGUAAAGUUGAUAAGUAGAAAAUUUAAAGCAGGGUUAUUUGGAAGAGCAAGUGCCUAAGAUAUUUACUGGUAUGAUUCGUUAAAAGAAAUUUUAUGUUCCAGGUGUGUAAAGCACUGUCUGUGACUGCCAUAUUUACAUUUUGACACACAUUAUCUUUGCUCUUGACCUUUAACUUUUAAUUUGCUUUGGAAGGCAGGCAGAUGGUGCCUGGGUUGGGGCUUUCCCCAUCAUUUUCCUGUACAUAGCUUUUAAAUGUUUCACUCCUCUCCAGACACCAUCUUCCUAAGUGUAUUGUAACUUGACAAGUGAGGAAGAAUUUCACACUUAGUGGCCUUGAUUCACUUAACUUUCUACUGUAUGAAUUUCGAGUUACAAGUUUUCAAGAUUAUGAAGUGUUCUAUUGUUAUUAAAGAGUUUAUCUAAAUCAUAUAUUUAAUGAAUUGUAUAACAAUGGUGCCUAUUCACAGAAUGCCUUGUAUUUUUGAACUCUUGUUGCAUGCAGUGUCACUUGAUUUGGCUACUGAAUAACAGCCGUAUCUUGCUUUAUGAGGUAGGACACUAGUAUGUUGCCCUUGUAAAUUUUUAAAUAAAAUUUUUAAUUAAUCAAAUGUU
Messenger RNA from Thrips palmi, 11597 nucleotides. It is a transcript of the gene rhea, whose product is annotated as talin-1. The transcript is spliced from 23 exons. Gene Ontology annotation, biological process: cell-cell adhesion. Gene Ontology annotation, molecular function: actin filament binding; integrin binding; structural constituent of cytoskeleton. Lineage: Eukaryota; Metazoa; Arthropoda; Insecta; Thysanoptera; Thripidae. Gene Ontology annotation, cellular component: cytoskeleton; plasma membrane; ruffle. Bases 351 to 9185 code for a protein of 2944 amino acids. The record is from RefSeq and is a predicted model, not a curated record.